Molecule: messenger RNA, 1160 nt
Organism: Tribolium madens (black flour beetle)
Lineage: Eukaryota; Metazoa; Arthropoda; Insecta; Coleoptera; Tenebrionidae
Product: E3 ubiquitin-protein ligase RNF25
Exons: 4
Coding region: 130-990 (286 amino acids)
Biological process (GO): protein ubiquitination
Cellular component (GO): nucleus
Molecular function (GO): protein binding; ubiquitin protein ligase activity
Source: RefSeq, a predicted model, not a curated record
UGAAAAUCGUUAUUUGCAUCACAAGUCAUGUAUAAGUUUGCCGACGCCGCUGCGUUUUGACAGUGACAUUUGACAGCUGUGACGGGAAAUUGAAUUUUGGUCCCAAUAUUGAUUAAUCUCGGCCCGAAAAUGUCGUUAAAUGAAAGGGUGCAGGAAGAAAUCGAGGCGUUGGAAGCAAUUUUGAUGGAUGACAUUUCCAUCUCAUAUGGGGACAAUGGGUGUCCCGAAUUGGUGAAAUCGACGAUAUUUCCCUCAACUGCCGACGACACGGACAAACAAUACGUUUGUGUGACUUUGGAAGUCAAAUUACCCGAUAAUUACCCCGAUUGUGAGCCUUUGGUGCAAUUGAGGAACCCUCGAGGUUUAGACGACACGACCCUAAAUCACUUGUAUCGAACCAUAAAGGACAAAUGUAACGAGUUUGUUGGUCAACCUGUCAUUUACGAGUUAAUCGAAUUAAUACGCGAGAACCUCACCGAGAGUAAUCUACCGACGUGCCAUUGUGCUGUGUGUUUGUACGGAUUUUCCGAAGGUGAUAGUUUCACAAAAACGCAAUGUUUCCACUACUUCCAUUCCUACUGUCUUGCAAUGCAUUUAAUAACCACCGAAAAACACUUCAUUGAAGAACAAGAAAAAUUACCAACUUGGCAAAAAAGCACGACGGGAUUUCAAGCCUCGUGUCCUGUUUGUCGCGAACCAAUCAGCUGUGAUGUCCAAGAACUGAAGAAUGCUCUUCCACCGAGAGAACUCGAAAAAGCUCAAAAUUUUCAAGUCACCAAAGAACUACAAAUGUUGCAAGCACAAAUGAAACAAUUGUUCAUCUAUCAGAAGAGUCGGGGCGGAAUCAUCGACGUGGAAGCCGAGGAAAACAAACUACUGCUCAUCACCGAGUCCAGCGAAAGCUCACCGGGAGAUGAUUCGGGUCCGAGUGAGUUAAAUGGGGUGUUGAGUCGUCAAAGAUGCGAUCCACGCACCAAUUCAAGCAGGUGACCAAAGUGUUCAAUAAUAAUAAUAAUAAUAAUGUCAAAAAAAGUACGUGUCAUUAAAAUCUACUCAUUUGUGAAAAUUUCGUUCUAGUGAAGGUAUAAAAUUACUUAGGACUAAAAUGUAUUUUAAUUUAUUUUGUAAAACUUCUAUAUUUAAUAAAUAGAAUAGUUCAA